AUGUCGUCCGCUCCUAAUGUACUCGAUUACGACGUCGUAAUAGUAGGGGGCGGCUUCUCGGGAUGCUACUUGCUAAAAUUGCUGCGAGACCAGGGGUUUGCCACCGUGCUGAUCGAAGCCAACUCUCGCCUUGGUGGUGUCUGGUCUUGGAGUUGCUAUCCCGGAGCCAGAGUCGACUCAGAACUUCCGUACUACGGAUACUCCGAUCCAGCCAUAUGGAGUACCUGGCAGUGGACUGAGCGAUUCUGUUCGUAUCGUGAACUUCGUGGCUAUUUCAAUCAUGUUGACAAAGUUUGGCGACUCUCGCCUGAUGUUGUCUACAAUACCAAAGUGACUAGGUCCCAGUGGCAAGAAGAUUCUGGGACCUGGCUUAUCUCCACUGCGGAAGGGCAACAGCAAUAUAGAUGCACCUGGUUUGUGCCUGCGACGGGCACCUCCUUCAAGACGAAUGUUCCAGACUUGAGAGGCAAAGAACUGUACCAAGGUUCCAUGCUACACUCUUCAAAGUGGCCAGAGUCCGGAUUGGAUUUUACCGGGAAGCGUGUUGCGAUCAUCGGCGCAGGGAGCACAGGAGUUCAAAUCAUGCAAGAGGCAGCAAAGAAGUCGUCGAGGGUGGUUCAAUAUUCGAAGACUCCCAACUUUGCGUUGCCAAUGAGACAGCGGCAGAUCAGCGAGGAGGAGAUUUACCAUACGAAGUCUCAUGUUCCCCAUCUUUUCAAGGCCUGUCGCAAUACUCGGAUUGGUUUAGCUGUGACCAAUACUGGCAAGAAGACAUUCGACGUAUCGGAUGAAGAGCGGGAGAGGAUUUGGGAAGAGAACUGGAAGCGAGGAGGUUUCAACUGGUCGCAGGGAGGUUUUACAGACACUGUGUUUGAGAAAGAAGCAAAUCUGGCUGCGUACAACUUCUGGCGCAAAAAGACUCGAGCAAGAAUCACGGACCCGGCUAAGGCAGAUGUACUUGCUCCAAAAGAGCCUCCAUACUGGAUCCUCACCAAGAGACCGUCGUUGGAACAAGAUUACUUCGAAAUGUGCGAUAGACCAAACGUUGAGCUCAUGAACUCGCCCAUCGAAGAGUUCACUGAGAAAGGUAUUAUCACGAGGGACGGUCAGGUUCGUGAGUUCGACAUCAUUGUGUUCUGCACUGGCUACGAUGCGGUCACUGGCGGGCUUCGCACUAUGGGCAUAAAAGGCAGAGACGGAAUAGACCUUAACGAUAAGUGGAGAGACGGCGUACGAACGCAUCUUGGUAUGCUCGUCACUGGGUUCCCGAAUAUGUUCGUGGCAUAUGGACCACAGGCCCCAACAUCACUCACCAACGGUCCUACAUUCAUCGAGAUCCAAAGCGAAUGGAUCGCAGAAACCCUUUCUACACAGCGAGAGCAGAAGCUUCGCUCUAUCGAGCCCAAGCCAGAAGCCGAAGAGGCGUGGCGCGAAGCGUGCAGCAAGAUCGCUGAGGCUACUCUUUUGUCUCAGACUAACUCAUGGUACAUGGGUAGUAACAUUCCAGGAAAGCCGCGUGAAUUUUUGAUGUACCUAGGCGGCAUCCCCGCCUGGCACGAGGCUUGCAAGGAGGCUUUGAAAGACUGGGAUGGGUUCGAUGUUAGAACUUAG
Molecule: messenger RNA, 1611 nt
Organism: Zasmidium cellare ATCC 36951
Lineage: Eukaryota; Fungi; Ascomycota; Dothideomycetes; Mycosphaerellales; Mycosphaerellaceae
Exons: 5
Coding region: 1-1611 (536 amino acids)
Molecular function (GO): oxidoreductase activity
Source: RefSeq, a predicted model, not a curated record